Molecule: messenger RNA, 1727 nt
Organism: Labeo rohita (rohu)
Lineage: Eukaryota; Metazoa; Chordata; Actinopteri; Cypriniformes; Cyprinidae
Gene: tfb1m
Product: transcription factor B1, mitochondrial
Exons: 8
Coding region: 140-1213 (357 amino acids)
Biological process (GO): transcription initiation at mitochondrial promoter; rRNA methylation
Cellular component (GO): mitochondrial matrix
Molecular function (GO): mitochondrial transcription factor activity; rRNA (adenine-N6,N6-)-dimethyltransferase activity
Source: RefSeq, a predicted model, not a curated record
CCGAGUAAGAAGUAAAAUAAUAAAAACUCUUUUUUUUUAAGCGCUUUAAAUGUUUUAAACAGACAGCGUAAUGUUGUCUUGUUUACUAGCAUAUAUUGCAGUCCUGACUGCUUAUAGUUGUUAUUGUAACUGAAGGGAGAUGGCAGCUACCCAGAAACUGGCCUGUUUUCGGUUACCUCCUCUGCCUACCAUAAAGGAGAUUAUCAAACUGUAUAAUCUGAGAGCAGAGAAACAGCUUUCCCAGAACUUCCUCCUAGACAUGAGACUCACAGAUAAGAUUGUCCGGCAGGCGGGAAGCCUGAAGGAUGCGCAUGUGUGUGAGGUGGGACCUGGACCUGGGGGCCUCACCAGGUCUAUUCUGAAAGCUGGAGCAGCAGACAUAUUAGUGGUGGAGAAGGACACACGCUUUAUUCCAGGAUUACAGCUUUUGUCCGAGGCGGCCCCUGGAAGAAUGAGGAUAGCACAUGGAGAUAUUCUUACAUACAGACUGGAAAGAGGGUUCCCAGCCCAUAUAGCCAAGGCAUGGGAAGAUGCACCCCCUAACCUGCACAUCAUUGGAAAUCUGCCUUUUAGUGUGUCAACUCCUCUCAUUAUAAAGUGGCUGGAGCAGAUAUCUAACAGAACUGGGUGUUUUAUGUUUGGACGCACAAGGCUUACACUGACCUUCCAGAAAGAGGUGGCUGAGAGGUUAACAGCCAGCACAGGAAGCCGUCAACGAAGCCGUCUGUCUGUCAUGGCUCAGUAUCUCUGCACUGUCAAAAACUGUUUCACCAUCCCAGGAUGUGCCUUUGUUCCAAAACCUAACGUGGAUGUGGGGGUGGUGCACUUCACUCCGCUGGCUCAGCCCCAGAUCCAGCAGCCCUUCAAGCUGGUCGAGAGGAUUGUCAAGAACGCCUUCCAGUUCCGGAGGAAGCACUGCCGCAGAGGGCUCGAGAUGCUGUUCCCAGAGUCUCAGCGUCAAGAACUGACGGAAGAGUUGCUGCGCAGUGCUGAUGUGGAUCCCACACUGCGGCCCACAGAGAUCUCUAUUUCUGAAUUCAGGGCUUUAGCAGACGCCUACAGUAAGCUUUGCAAGGAAGACCAAGGCCUCACUGACUAUGACUUCAGAGAGGAACUGAAACUCAGGCAUCAGGCAAAGAGACAGUUGGGCGGCAAUCGUAGAGGGCUUCACCUUCACAAAACAACAGAGGAAAAUGUUAAUGACAAACACUAACGCAGCAGACGCCAGACUGCUAAUGGCGAUAUUCUCAUCAGCUGUCAUGAUUUUUUUUUUUUUUGAAAGGAUGCGUGCAGUAUGCAGAAGACUAGCCAGCAGUGAGGUAAAUGAAGCAUCAGCUGGAAUUUUUCAGCUAAAAAACACAUUGAGUUUGACAUUUUAAGCACUCUGCAAGGGCAGGGCGAAGAAAAGCUUUUAGAAAAUGCAGGAGGUUUAAAAUAAAGUUAUGGGAGAUAUAGUUUGAGAACACUGUGAAUUAUCACAUAAAGCUGCUUUGUAGGUAGGAAGGAAAAGUACAUUAAUCAAUUCCAGUUCCUAGUCUCCCUCUCUGUAUUGAACUGAGGAAGAGAGGGGGUUGCCCAGAAAACCUGUCAUAUCAUAAAGCAGCUAUGGGAAUGCUUUAAUCAUUUUACAGCUAGAGGCUGACAUCCGUCAGAGCAAAAACAUUUGCCAUUGUUACCUAAAAAUAAUUUGACUUUGAUGAAUAAAUUAUUUUUCCUAGACUUUUUAA